Molecule: messenger RNA, 246 nt
Organism: Gaeumannomyces tritici R3-111a-1
Lineage: Eukaryota; Fungi; Ascomycota; Sordariomycetes; Magnaporthales; Magnaporthaceae
Exons: 2
Coding region: 1-246 (81 amino acids)
Source: RefSeq, a predicted model, not a curated record
AUGGAUCCCACGGCGAAACCCCGCGCCGGCGGAACUUUUGAGAAAACCGGAAGCUCGGGUUUGGCCAUGGCGGAAGAGGAGGAGAAAGGUGGUGGUGGUGGGCGCUGGCGGCCCCCUGGCCUCGACUCGCACUGCAUCAUGGAUUCCCGCCUGCCCAGUCCCCCUGGCCGGCCCAGACUGCCGCUGAGGAGGCCGCCCCAGCUGGCAUACAUCAUAUCUCGUGCCAACCUGCCCGGGGCUUACUAG